UACGGCCGCUGCUCAUAUUGGUAUCUCUAGACAUCCACAGCUGCCCCUUAGUCAAUUACCCCAAGUCAUAUAACAAGCAUCCAUCUUUACGGCCGAUAUGCCUUCGCCAUUUCACCAGAAAUACUCCAGCCAGAGCCACAAGGUCUUCGGAGACAACACCAUUCCAGCCAUGCCAGACGCCCCGAAAGACGACGCUCAGCGUCGAGGUUCAGACAGUUCGAUGGCCGAACCCUCCUCUCCGGAUGCACGACGCAGGUCAUCCGCCGCCCAGCGCUUUGGCAAUCUUGAGAUGCUCAAACGACCUAACGACCCAGCAAGUACUGAGAGACGUUCAUCAUUACAGGACGCGUACGGUAAACCGGGUUUCUUGGGAACGAUGUGGAACAACUUCACUCGCGGUCCUUCUGGAAGUCCCCCAGCGCCGAAGGUCGCUCCACCGAAGUCCUCUGAGCCCCGUGACACCACAACCCUACGCGGUUGAGAACAAACAAUAGUGAAUAUGAGCCGUCUCAAUCUCUGAGUAGAGGACGAGUUC
Boeremia exigua is the source of this 535-nucleotide messenger RNA. RefSeq lists its product as uncharacterized. The record is from RefSeq and is a predicted model, not a curated record. The transcript has 3 exons. Bases 98 to 481 code for a protein of 127 amino acids. NCBI's taxonomy places the organism in Eukaryota, Fungi, Ascomycota, Dothideomycetes, Pleosporales, Didymellaceae.